AACUCCUGCUUCUCCUCGCGCAGCUCCGACAUGUCUGAGACCGCUCCGGCACCCGCUGCUGAGGCAGCGCCCGCCGCCGCCCCGGCUCCGGCUAAGGCCGCCGCCAAGAAGCCGAAGAAGGCGGCGGGCGGCGCCAAAGCCCGCAAGCCCGCGGGCCCCAGCGUCACCGAGCUGAUCACCAAGGCCGUGUCCGCCUCCAAGGAGCGCAAGGGGCUCUCCCUCGCCGCGCUCAAGAAGGCGCUGGCCGCCGGUGGCUACGACGUGGAGAAGAACAACAGCCGCAUCAAGCUGGGGCUCAAGAGCCUCGUCAGCAAGGGCACCCUGGUGCAGACCAAGGGCACCGGCGCCUCGGGCUCGUUCCGUCUCAGCAAGAAGCCUGGAGAGGUGAAGGAGAAGGCUCCUAAGAAGAAAGCAUCUGCAGCCAAGCCCAAGAAGCCGGCGGCCAAGAAGCCUGCGGCUGCUGCCAAGAAGCCCAAGAAGGCGGUGGCAGUGAAGAAGAGCCCCAAGAAAGCCAAGAAGCCGGCGGCCUCAGCCACCAAGAAGUCAGCAAAGAGCCCCAAGAAGGUGACCAAGGCUGUCAAGCCGAAAAAGGCGGUGGCUGCCAAGAGCCCGGCCAAGGCAAAGGCGGUGAAGCCCAAAGCUGCCAAGCCCAAGGCGGCCAAACCCAAGGCAGCCAAGGCGAAGAAGGCAGCGGCCAAGAAGAAGUAAACCCUUGUGGGAGAAAACCCUUGACCCGCUUUUAAACCCAACGGCUCUUUUAAGAGCCACCC
This is a messenger RNA of Gallus gallus (chicken), 770 nucleotides long. It is a transcript of the gene H1-1L, whose product is annotated as histone cluster 1, H1.11L (similar to human histone cluster 1, class H1 genes). Gene Ontology annotation, cellular component: nucleosome. Gene Ontology annotation, molecular function: DNA binding; structural constituent of chromatin. The record is from RefSeq and is marked provisional. Gene Ontology annotation, biological process: nucleosome assembly. The coding region runs from base 31 to 708 and encodes 225 amino acids. The transcript has a single exon. Lineage: Eukaryota; Metazoa; Chordata; Aves; Galliformes; Phasianidae.